AUGCCGGGCGUGCUGUCGAAGCCGGAGGCCGCGGGGGGCCCCCCGGGGGCCCCCGGGGGCCCCCCGGGGGCCCCCAGCCCCUUAAGCCCCAGGGAGGGGGAGGGGCCCCUCCAUUUCUUUUGCCGCGUGGGCCUCCAGGGCCCCACAAAGGCCCGCCUGGCUGUGGGCUCUUUGGCUUUGCUGCUGUGUUCUGCAUGCAACUUGGCGACUCCUUACCUUUUGGGGCUUUGCGUGGACUCUGCGUACCGGGGGGCCCCCCGGGGGGCCCCCUGGGGGGCCUCCUGGGGGGCCCCCUGGGGGGCCCCCUCGCCGUGGGGCCCCUCGCGGGGCCCCACGGCAAACAACUUGCUGCUGCUCUUUGCACUUUUGCUGUUGGGGCCCUCAGCAGCGCCUGCAGGACGGAGCUGCUGCAGCGGGCUGAGGAGGAGGUUGUUUUUGUUUGGGAGUUUCCUGAAAAGCCCCCCCAGCUUUUUCGUGCUGCAGUCCGCGGGGCAGCUGGGCUGCCUCUUAGCAGCAGACAGCCAGCUGUUUGCUGCUGUGCUGCUGGGGGGAAUUCCUUCUUUGCUGCGCUAUUUGAGUUCUGCUGCUGGCGGUUCUGUGGCUUUGCUGCUGCUCAACAAAACCCUCACUGCUGCGGGGCUGCUGCUGCUGCCUGCUGCAGCAGCCACGGCGCUCCUCGUCGCCAGGCGGCUGAAGCGGCUGCGGCAGGAACGGCAAGCAGCAGAAAGCCGGUGGUCUUCUUUGGUGCUGGACCGGCUGUACGCACACCGCGCGGUGUACGUACACCAGCAGCAGCAGCAGGAGGAAGUUCGUGCUGCUGCUGCAGCGCAGCAGCUGCUGGCAGCAGCAGCAGCAACAGCCAGGGCCAGCGGCUGCCUCAUGGGCGCCAUUUCUUUUGCUUCCAAUUUGUCUCUCCUUCUUGUCCUCUACUCGGGGGCCACUCUCUUGAGGAACAAAACCCUGAGCUACGGGGGCCUCACUUCCUUCGUAGUUUACGCAGCAAUGGUUGCUGCUGGCGCCAGCGGCUUGGCUUCGCUGUCUGGGGAGUGGGCGAAGGGGCGUGCUGCAGCAGAAAGAAUGUUUGCUGCAAUCCAGCCCUCGCUGCAGCAGCAGCAGCAGCAGCAGCAGCAGCAGCAGCAGCAGCAGCAGCAGGAGGGGGGGUUCUCUCUCGAUCGGCUCAGGGGCGAAAUCGAGUUCCACAACGUCACCUACCUCUACAGCGAGGACGUGCCUAGCAGCAGCAGCGGCGACGACAGCAGCAGCAGCAGCAGCAGCAGCAGCAGCAGCAGCCCGGCGAGCAGCAGCAGCAGCGACAGCAGCAGCAACGGCGAAGGCGUGGGCGGAGUCCGCAGCAUUUCCUUUCGAGUUCGCCCCGGAGAGCUGCUGGGCAUUGCCGGCCCUUCGGGCGCGGGCAAAAGCACUUUGCUGAAGUUGCUGCUGAAGGAGCUGCGGCCGCAGCAGGGGCGCAUCACUGUCGACGGGAUCGACCUGGAGACGAUCCCCACGUCGAUUUGGCUGCGGCAUGUGCUGGGCGUGGUCAGCGACAGCAGCAGCAAAUUAUUUGGGGGUUUGACAGUGAAGGAGAACAUUCAGUACGCAGGCUGGAGUGCUGCUGCUGCUGCAGACGCGGGCGCAGCAGCAGCAGCAGAAGCAGCAGCAGCAGCAGCGAACUGCUCGGGCUUCCUGCAGCGGCUGCCCCGCGGACUCGACACCCUCGUGGGGGAGGGCCCCGGGGCCCCCGGGGGGCCCCCGGGGGCCCCCGGGGGGCCCCUGGGGGCCCCCGGGGGGCCCCUGGGGGCCCCCGGGGGCCCCGGCUUCAGCAGCGGGGAGCAGCAGCGGCUGGGGAUUGCCAGGGCCCUUUACAAGCAGCCGCGCAUUUUGCUGCUGGAUGAACCCUCAAGUGCUUUGGAUGCUGAGGCUGAGCGGGCCUUCACGCAGGCCCUGGCCAACGUCAUGCAGCCGCAGCUGCAGCAGCAGCAGCAGCAGCAGCAGCAGCAGCGGGCGAAGGAGGCGGCGGCGGAGGACGCGCCCGAGCAGCAGCAGCAGCAGCAGCAGCAGCAGCAGCAGCAGCAGCAGGUGCUGUGCGCGCUGCUGGUGGCCCACAGCCCCGCCGUGCUGCAGUGCGUCUCGAAGCUGCUGGUGCUGCGGCGAGGUGCUGUUGUGGAGUCGGGGGUUUACGAGGAGCUGCUGCAGCAAAAGGGCACGCUGCAUGCGCUGCUCACCGGAGACUCCAAACCCUAA
Messenger RNA from Eimeria necatrix, 2241 nucleotides. Its product is annotated as ABC transporter, putative. Gene Ontology annotation, cellular component: membrane. Gene Ontology annotation, biological process: transmembrane transport. Gene Ontology annotation, molecular function: ATP binding; ATP hydrolysis activity; ABC-type oligopeptide transporter activity. The transcript has 5 exons. Bases 1 to 2241 code for a protein of 746 amino acids. The record is from RefSeq and is a predicted model, not a curated record. Lineage: Eukaryota; Apicomplexa; Conoidasida; Eucoccidiorida; Eimeriidae.